AUGUACGUAGACCAUCCUUCUUCGUCCAUUGAGGACGAGCGAGAGUCCACAACGUCCGAAGCCGAUCCUUCUCUGAACAUUGUUCACUGGCGCCAGUCGACAAUGUUCGAAGACAACCCUUCUUCGAACAUUUCCGCAAUGUACGUAGACCAUCCUUCUUCGUCCAUUGAGGACGAGCGAGAGUCCACAACGUCCGAAGCCGAUCCUUCUCUGAACAUUGUUCACUGGCGCCAGUCGACAAUGUUCGAAGACAACCUUCUUCGAACAUUGACGAGCGAGAGUCCACAACGUCCUGGCGCCAGAAGCCGAUCCUUCUCUGAACAUUGUUCACUGGCGCCAGUCGACAAUGUUCGAAUUGACAACCCUUCUUCGAACAUUGUGAAGGUAUCCGUGCUCACUUUUCGAAGACCGUCCUUUUCGACCCUUUUCUCUGGGGCCAGACGAGCGAAAUCCACAACGUCCGAAGCCGAUCCUUCUCUGAACAUUGUUCACUGGCGCCAGUCGACAAUGUUCGAAGACAACCCUUCUUCGAACAUUGUGACUGGUAUCAGUGCUCACUUUUCGAAGACCGUCCUUCUUCGACCCUUUUCUCUGGGGCCAGUCCACAAUUGCUCACUUUUCGAAGACCGUCCUUCUUCGACCCUUUUUCUCUGGGGCCAGUCCACAAUGUACGUAGACCAUCCUUCUUCGUCCAUUGAGGACGAGCGAGAAUCCACAACGUCCGAAGCCGAUCCUUCUCUGAACAUUGUUCACUGGCGCCAGUCGACAAUGUUCGAAGACAACCCUUCUUCGAACAUUGUGACUGGUAUCAGUGCUCACUUUUCGAAGACCGUCCUUCUUCGACCCUUUUUCUCUGGGGCCAGUCCACAAUUGCUCACUUUUCGAAGACCGUCCUUCUUCGACCCUUUUCUCUGGGGCCAGUCCGCAAUGUACGUAGACCAUCCUUCUUCGUCCAUUGAGGACGAGCGAGAGUCCACAACGUCCGAAGCCGAUCCUUCUCUGAACAUUUGCUCACUUUUCGAAGACCGUCCUUCUUCGACCCUUUUUCUCUGGGGCCAGUCCACAAUGUACGUAGACCAUCCUUCUUCGUCCAUUGAGGACGAGCGAGAGUCCACAACGUCCGAAGCCGAUCCUUCUCUGAACAUUUGCUCACUUUUCGAAGACCGUCCUUCUUCGACCCUUUUUCUCUGGGGCCAGUCCGCAAUGUACGUAGACCAUCCUUCUUCGUCCAUUGAGGACGAGCGAGAAUCCCACAACGUCCGAAGCCGAUCCUUCUCUGAACAUUGUUCACUGGCGCCAGUCGACAAUGUUCGAAGACAACCUUCUUCGAACAUUGUGACUGGUAUCAGUGCUCACUUUUCGAAGACCGUCCUUCUUCGACCCUUUUCUCUCUGGGGCCAGUCCACAAUGUACGUAGACCAUCCUUCUUCGUCCAUUGAGGACGAGCGAGAAUCCACAACGUCCGAAGCCGAUCCGAUCCUUCUCUGA
Molecule: messenger RNA, 1488 nt
Organism: Acanthosepion pharaonis
Lineage: Eukaryota; Metazoa; Mollusca; Cephalopoda; Sepiida; Sepiidae
Source: the annotation of a GenBank genome assembly